Messenger RNA from Aureobasidium subglaciale EXF-2481, 636 nucleotides. RefSeq lists its product as uncharacterized. Lineage: Eukaryota; Fungi; Ascomycota; Dothideomycetes; Dothideales; Saccotheciaceae. Bases 1 to 636 code for a protein of 211 amino acids. The record is from RefSeq and is a predicted model, not a curated record. The transcript has a single exon.
AUGUUUUCCGAAGAGGCACUUGUCGUUGUCGAUGUACAAGACGGCAUCGCGAAUCUAGUUGAUGGAGUACCCGACGCCGAACAGAUCAAUAACGCCAUUGGCUCUGUCCUACAUCGUGCCCGCCAGCAUAAUGAUCAAGCAGAUCAGACUGGUUUGGCCAAGCCAAUCAAGAUCUUGUUCAUUCAGCACGACGACAAGGACCCCAGUGAUCCUCUUUGGCGAGGAAAGACGACUUGGGAACUUGUCUUUCCACCACGAAAAGGCAUCACUACCGAGAUGUUAGUAUCCAAGAAUGUUGGUGAGUGUUUAUACUGCUAUUCUUCGCUCUGUGUACUGACAACAUGUGCUGGCAAUAUGUUCACUUCGAACCCGGAUCUCACACACUCACUGCUAGCGGAGGGAAUUACGAGCUUGGUGUUUGUUGGCUUGCAAACCGACUUUUGCGUGCGAGCUUCAAUUCUGGGUGCAAUCGCUUCUGGCUUCCAAGCACAGAACAUCACACUACUACAAGGAGCCCAUUCCACCUACGAUCAGGAAUCGACAGGCAAGUCGUACAUGCAGGUGAAGGACGAUAUUGAAGGACAACUUGCAGCUCUUGGUGUAUGCUUGCGAGGAUGGCAGGAGUUCGGUAAAUGA